CCUGUUGGCCUGUACCAGUUGGUGCCUGUAUAAAGUGGGUCAUCUCCUUCCUGCUCACUGUUAGAAUCUGUUCUGAUUUUAGGUAUCUGAAACAUCACAACAGCUUCUUGGUGGUUCUGAGGAUUAAAGAGGUUUGGAGGUUGCUAUGUUCAUGCUGCUUGUCUUUGGAGCAUUGCUUCAUGAAGUUCCCCUGAGUGGCCAAGACGAGGUUCCUCCCCAGGCUGAUGGCAUUCUGGGCGCCCCUCUGUUCAACUAUGCCAGCCUCCGCCUGCCAGAAGAGCAUAUUCCCUUCUUUUUGCACAAUAAUAGGCAUAUUGCCACGGUCUGUAAGAAAGACUCGCAUUGUCCUUAUAAGAAACACUUAGAAAAUUUAAAGUACUGCUGGGGUUAUGAGAAAUCCUGCAGACCAGAGUUCAGGUUUAGUUACCCUGUUUGCACCUACGUGGAUAUGGGAUGGACGGACACUCUUGAAUCAGCCCAGGAAAUAUUCUGGAAGCAAGCCGACUUUGGGUAUUCUGGAGAGCGGCUGGACGAACUCAACGUGCUCUGCCAGCCGGAGGGAAUGAAUGACUCAAGUCUGGUGUGUUCCCGUUACCUUCAGUACUGCAGAGCGACCAAUCUCUACCUUGAUUUAAGAAACAUCAAGAGAAACCACGACAGAUUUAAGGAAGAUUUUUUCCAGAGUGGGGAAAUUGGAGGACACUGUAAACUUGACAUUCGUAUGUUGAUGUCUCAAGGCCAGCGCAAAAGCCCUCUGCAGUCUUGGUUUGCUGAGCUACAAAGCUAUACUCAGCUCAACUUCAGACCAAUAGAAGAUGCUAAGUGUGACAUUGUUAUUGAGAAACCAACCUACUUCAUGAAAUUAGAUGCAGGUGUUAACAUGUAUCACCACUUCUGUGAUUUCAUCAAUCUUUAUAUUACUCAGCACAUUAAUAAUUCCUUCAGCACAGAUGUGCACGUUGUGAUGUGGGACACAAGCUCCUACGGAUAUGGUGACCUGUUCUCCGAUACAUGGAAAGCAUUUACUGAUUAUGAUGUUAUACAUUUGAAAACUUAUGAUUCCAAAAGGGUAUGUUUUAAAGAAGCUAUUUUUUCCUUACUCCCCCGGAUGAGAUAUGGACUAUUCUAUAAUACCCCUCUGAUAUCUGGCUGUCAAAAUACCGGAUUAUUCCGGGCAUUUUCCCAGCAUGUACUACACAGACUGAACAUCACACAAGAGGGUCCCAAGGAUGGAAAAAUUCGAGUCACCAUUCUCGCACGGAGCACAGAAUACCGGAAAAUACUCAACCAAAAUGAGCUUGUAAAUGCACUGAAAACGGUAUCUACAUUUGAGGUCCAGAUUGUCGAUUAUAAGUAUAAGGAACUUGGGUUUUUAGAUCAGCUAAGGAUCACACAUAACACGGACAUAUUUAUUGGAAUGCAUGGAGCUGGUCUUACCCAUUUACUUUUCCUUCCAGACUGGGCUGCUGUGUUUGAACUAUACAACUGUGGAGAUGAACGCUGUUACUUGGACCUGGCCAGGCUGAGAGGCGUCUACUACAUCACUUGGCGAAGGCAGAGCAAAGUCUUUCCUCAAGAUAAGGGCCACCACCCAACUCUGGGGGAACAUCCGAAGUUUACCAACUACUCUUUUGAUGUAGAAGAAUUUAUGUACCUUGUCCUUCAGGCUGCAGACCACGUAUUGCAACACCCGAAGUGGCCAUUCAAGAAAAAACAUGAUGAGCUAUAAAUGUGUUGAGUCUUUUUGCCAAAAGGGAGUGUUUAAACCGGUCCUCCACCCAGACUCACCUCACAGUUAAAUAGGUAAAACAGCCUGUUAUCUCCUAGCCCCAAAGUACCUUUUUUUAAUACCAAAACAUGCCUUCAGGGUAUUACUUGUGUGUUUUAUAGUCUUUAACUGUUUCAUGUGAUUGUUGUGUCAU
Eubalaena glacialis (North Atlantic right whale) is the source of this 1922-nucleotide messenger RNA. It is a transcript of the gene EOGT, whose product is annotated as EGF domain specific O-linked N-acetylglucosamine transferase. Bases 146 to 1729 code for a protein of 527 amino acids. Gene Ontology annotation, molecular function: protein N-acetylglucosaminyltransferase activity. The transcript is spliced from 17 exons. The record is from RefSeq and is a predicted model, not a curated record. Gene Ontology annotation, cellular component: endoplasmic reticulum lumen. Lineage: Eukaryota; Metazoa; Chordata; Mammalia; Artiodactyla; Balaenidae.